Molecule: messenger RNA, 706 nt
Organism: Staurois parvus
Lineage: Eukaryota; Metazoa; Chordata; Amphibia; Anura; Ranidae
Source: the annotation of a GenBank genome assembly
UCCGGAACUUCCGGAGAGUGGAAAGGAAGACCCAACCCGCAGAAGGGGACACUAUUAAAUAGCGGACAGUUCCCGAAAUUGAUCGACAUGGCGGAGGAGCUGUCUACAGGGGAGAGAGGUGGGGUGUCUAAGUGGGUCCGGCUCAAUGUGGGGGGGACGUGUUUCCUGGCAACCCGACAAACCCUGUGCAGAGACUCCAAAUCCUUCCUGUACCGGCUGUGCCAGGCGGACCCGGAUCUGGACUCUGACAAGGAUGAAACCGGUGCCUAUAUAAUAGAUCGAGACCCCACAUACUUUGGGCCAGUGUUAAACUAUUUGAGACACGGGAAACUGGUGAUAAACAAAAACCUAGCCGAAGAAGGAGUCCUGGAAGAAGCAGAGUUCUACAAUAUCACAUCAUUAAUUAAGCUUAUAAAGGACCGAAUAAGAGAGAGGGACAGUAAAACAUCACAGGUGCCAGUUAAACAUGUUUACAGAGUGCUGCAGUGUCAGGAGGAAGAGCUCACUCAGAUGGUCUCAACAAUGUCUGAUGGCUGGAAGUUUGAGCAGCUGGUCAACAUUGGUUCUUCCUAUAAUUAUGGAAAUGAAGACCAGGCAGAAUUUUUUGUGUGUGGUCUCCAAAGAAUUGCACAAUACCCCAUAUGGCACAACUAGUGAACCAAGUGAAAAGGCAAAGAUUUUACAAGAACGAGGCUCCCGAAUAUGA